Molecule: messenger RNA, 1325 nt
Organism: Mangifera indica (mango)
Lineage: Eukaryota; Viridiplantae; Streptophyta; Magnoliopsida; Sapindales; Anacardiaceae
Product: receptor kinase-like protein Xa21
Exons: 2
Coding region: 143-1291 (382 amino acids)
Biological process (GO): protein phosphorylation
Molecular function (GO): ATP binding; protein kinase activity
Source: RefSeq, a predicted model, not a curated record
AUCUGGAAACAACCUUUCUGGAUUGAUUCCCAAGUCUUUGGAGGCACUCUUGUACUUGAAAUAUUUAAAUUUAUCUUUCAACCAACUAAGUGGUGAAAUUCCUAGCGAAGGAUCCUUUAGAAAUUUCUCGGCUGAGUCAUUUAUGGGGAAUCUUGCAUUGUGUGGAAUUCCUCAACUGCAAGUUUUGCCAUGCAAAAAAAGCACUCAUCGAAAAUCAAGGACUAAAAAGGUUUUCCUAACGAUUCUUUUGCCAACAAGCUUUGCAGUCUCAUUUGUUAUCAUGGUUCUUAUGUGUUUGUUGAUCUGGAAAAAGAGAACAAGGCCACCUACCAAUGUUGAUAUCUAUCAAGGAGAAACAUGGAGAAGAAUUUCUUACCUGGAACUUGUGAGAGCAACAGAUGGAUUCAAUGAAAACAACCUGCUUGGCAAGGGAAGUUAUGGUUCAGUUUACAAAGGAAGGUUAGAUGAAGGAAUGCAAGUCGCAGUAAAGGUAUUCCACUUGGAUUUUGGAGGAGCUCUUACAAGUUUUGAAGUUGAAUGUGAAGUAAUGAAAGGUCUUCGUCAUAGAAAUCUCAUCAAAAUCAUCAGCAGCUGUUCAAAUAAUGAUUUUAAAUCUUUGAUACUAGAAUACAUGCCCAAUGGGAGCCUGGAGAAAUUGUUGUUUUCUGAGAAUAAUGUUUUGGACAUUUCUCAUAGACUAGAUAUAAUGAUCGAUGUUGCUCAAGCUUUGGAAUAUCUUCAUUUUGGCUAUUUAGUCCCUAUAAUUCAUUGUGACAUAAAGCCAAGCAAUGUCCUACUAGACGAACAUAUGGUUGCACAUUUGAGUGAUUUUGGCAUUGCAAAGCUCCUAGGUGAAGAAAGCUCCAUGACACAAACAAAGACCCUUGCCACCAUUGGUUAUAUGGCACCAGAAUACGGAAGAGAAGGAAAAAUAUCUAGAAAAGGAGAUGUGUACAGCUAUGGUAUCAUGCUAAUGGAAACAUUUACAAAGAAGAAGCCAACAAAUGAAAUGUUUACAGAAGAAAUGAGCUUAAAGAGGUGGGUUGGUGAAUCAUUAGACAGCACAGUGAUGCAAGUGGUGGACACAAAUUUGCUUAUAAGGGAUGAUGAACAUUUCUCAGCCAAGGAAGAAUGUGUGUCAUCUAUCUUGAGCUUGGCUAUGGAAUGUACAAGAGAAACACCUCUGGACAGGAUCAUCAUGAAAGAAGUAGUGACAAGACUUACCAAAAUCAGAGCCAAACUUGCAAAAAACGAAACAAGAAGAGGCAGAAGGGUUUUGAAUUUAGGUUAAUUUCUUUCUAUUUUCAUUGAAAAUAAAGUUUUAA